UUUUGAUCAUCUGGACCUUUGAACCUCAUAAUAACAUGAUGUGUUUUGCGUUGUUCUAUAUUUUAAUUGCCACUGAAGUGAGACAAGGAUUUACAGGCCUGUCUGAAAAACCUGAAGUUGAAGUACACUUGAAACAUUAUUACAUAGGUGAUGAUAUAAGCAUACGCUGUGGAGCAAAAAGAGGAAUCCGCUGCCAUUUCUACAUGGAUGGGAGUGCGGUCCCUUUCAGAUCAGUGCCAUACAGACAACAGUAUGGGCAGUGUCACCUCUCUCUGUCUGUUGAGGAGCUGGUGGAGGACAGGGACUUUGGGGAUAGUACUGAGGUGUCUCUGAGCUGUUCUGUGGAAUUCAAAAUGGAUGGACAGCUGAAAAGUUCACAGCGCAGCAAAGCUGAAAAAGUGACAGUGUUUGACACGUUCAGUAAAUAUGGAAGACCUCAUAUUCAAGUGGACCAUAAAGUGAUAAAGGACGAACGUUCUGUUCAAGUACUCUGUCACUCCGAGACUGGAAUACGCUGUUUCUUCUACAGUGGCCAAGCUAAACAACCUUUUUCAUCAAUAAUAUACAGCAAGGAAUCUAAAACCUGUCAGCUCACUGUGCCAGAGAAGACAUUACUGACAAGGACAGAGGACAGGAUGAGUCCUGAGAUCCUGUUCAGUUGCAGUGUGGAACUGAAUUUAGAGGGAAGAGCAGUGACCUCACGACGCAGCAAGAAUAUCAAAGUGGACAUAAAUUGGAACAGUGCAGGGUUCAAUGUGACAGAAGAGCCCUUGUCAGCCACUAUAUUUCUGACAGAUGCUGACCUUGUUACAAGUGACAAACAUUUAGGAGUCUACACAUCUGGAUCUAAACACUACAUCGGGAUAGCUACUGGAUUAUUACUCUUUGUGUUGGCAGCAGUCAUUCUGACAUCACUCUUUUUCAUACAUGAAAGAAACCAACAUCACAGAGGAAGGGAUCAGCAAUCUGAAAACAAUUCGGAGCCUUGUAUUUAUGCCAAUGUCAAUGAAGAUAAUCAACUGACAGUAAUGCAACAGCAACAGCAAGAUUAUCACACAGAUUUUGAAGUGUGCUAUGCCACUGUGAAACGAACUGAGAGACCAAAAGAAAAAACCCCAGUGGCUUGCUUCAGUCAAACUGAUGAAUACGCUAAUGUGAUGAUGCCCAGAGGCAGCAACUAAUGGAUGGCUUCAGAGGAGAUGUUUCACUCUUAUAUUAAGCUCAUAAAUGGCCAUUUUGCUUACCUCGCACAAAAUACUUUCCAUACUAUGUACUGUAUUACUGGUAUGGCAUUUAACUACUAUGUUGCUCUUUUGGCUUUAAAGUAAUUUUUCUCAGAUAUUUAACUGGUUAUUUAACUGGGAAAGAUCAAUUCUAGAUUCAAUUCUAUAUUACAAUUUCUUUCUGUCUGACUUCUGAUUAAUUACACCCUCUUGUGUG
Messenger RNA from Lepisosteus oculatus (spotted gar), 1440 nucleotides. Lineage: Eukaryota; Metazoa; Chordata; Actinopteri; Semionotiformes; Lepisosteidae. The record is from RefSeq and is a predicted model, not a curated record.